This is a messenger RNA of Brassica oleracea var. oleracea, 492 nucleotides long. Its product is annotated as proline--tRNA ligase, cytoplasmic-like. The transcript has a single exon. NCBI's taxonomy places the organism in Eukaryota, Viridiplantae, Streptophyta, Magnoliopsida, Brassicales, Brassicaceae. Gene Ontology annotation, molecular function: ATP binding; proline-tRNA ligase activity. The record is from RefSeq and is a predicted model, not a curated record. Gene Ontology annotation, cellular component: aminoacyl-tRNA synthetase multienzyme complex; cytoplasm. Gene Ontology annotation, biological process: prolyl-tRNA aminoacylation. The coding region runs from base 1 to 492 and encodes 163 amino acids.
AUGGAUGCAGAGCUGGAGAAGCUGGGUGGCGUGGAGGAAAAGAAAUUCCCUAUGUUAAUAAAACGCGAUUCCCUCGAGAAGGAGAAGGACCACAUCGAAGGUUUUAAGCCUAAGGUUUCUUGGGUCACAAGAGCUGGUGAACAUGAUCUUCCAACACCGUACGCUCUACGUCCAACUAGCGAGACCAUCAUCUACCCUUACUUCAAAAACAGGAUUAGGACACACCGUGAUCUCCCCAUGAAGGUUAACCAGUGGGUUAACGUUGUUAGAUGGGAGGUUAGCGACCCUAUCCCACUGAUCAGAGGUCGUGAGUUCGAUUUGCAGGAAGGACACAGUGCCUUCGCCACCAAGGAAGAGGCUGAUGAAGAGGUGCUUGAAGUUUUGAACAUCUACUCUCGUGUCUAUGAAGAUCUUCUUGCGGUUCCUGUGAUAAAACGUCGAAAGAGCGACAAGGAGAAGUUUGCUGGUGCGGAUUACACCACAAGCGUCUAG